Molecule: messenger RNA, 843 nt
Organism: Cooperia oncophora
Lineage: Eukaryota; Metazoa; Nematoda; Chromadorea; Rhabditida; Trichostrongylidae
Source: the annotation of a GenBank genome assembly
AUGCCGCUGCAGACGGACAACUUUCUAGGAAAUUUCGGGUUCAACUUUGAUUUUGAUGCAUGCAUCAACGUUCGCAGUAGCAAGGAAGGAAACGAUAUUGACGAGCCUGUAUUGGCGCACAGACUAGUGUUGUCAUCGGCUUCAACUCGGUUUCGGAAUCUCCUCGCCGCUGGCCAACCCGACGACUCCAUGGCAAAGAUAGAUAUUGAUCUGAGGGAGAUUCCAAACUCUAUCAAUGCCUUCAAAGCCAUGCUGAGCGGCUUGUACACUGGAGAGUUGAACUUCUCUCUGGCCGAUCAUGCCGAGGGCAGACCUAUCUUCCACACCUUGCUUGCCCUGUACAUGCAGCCUGGAUUGUUGGCUUCGACAUUCGGAAGCAGUGUAAUACCCUGCCCGACGACUUCAUUACUGGCUCCACCGACUCCUCCAGUCGAGGACAACAGAACACUUGCCGACGACCUGUCAUCUCCGCGUAACACUCCAACGAUAUUCAGUGAGAAAAUAGUGCCAAACGAUGACAAAGAAGGAUGGUGUCGAAACAAGAAGUACAUCGAAAAAGUCGACAAUGGUUUCAUGUGUACCGUAUGCCGAAAGAUCUAUGGCAGAUACAAUUCCGUCUCUUAUCAUGUGACAAUCUAUCAUCGCAACCCUCCAAUCAGAUGUGAUGAAGCCGGUUGUCAGUUCUCGACACGAGAGGCACGAUACAUCCAUUUCCACAAGUAUUACAGGCAUCAUAUACCGCUUCCGGACAGUAUUGACCUAGGUAAGUCUCCCAGUGAGCGUUACUUAUUAGGGCGGCAGGUGGCCGGGCGAGGAGAAGGAGAGCUGCUGGAGCUUAUGUGA